Molecule: messenger RNA, 3373 nt
Organism: Myiozetetes cayanensis
Lineage: Eukaryota; Metazoa; Chordata; Aves; Passeriformes; Tyrannidae
Gene: POT1
Product: protection of telomeres 1
Exons: 21
Coding region: 387-2747 (786 amino acids)
Biological process (GO): telomere capping; regulation of telomere maintenance via telomerase
Cellular component (GO): chromosome, telomeric region; nuclear telomere cap complex
Molecular function (GO): G-rich strand telomeric DNA binding; telomerase inhibitor activity
Source: RefSeq, a predicted model, not a curated record
CGGCAGGGUCGCGCAGGGCGCUGGGAGUUUCUCCGCGGGCUCCGAGAGCGCUGAGGAGAAGCUUCUGUUGUUGGAGCGUCCGUGCGAACGCGUCCGAGAUCUCGGCUUUAGAGGUCUCGGUUUCUUGCGGCCGACCGUUUGGCUCUCUGAAGCCCUUAGUUCACGUCUCGAGAGGAUCCGCGGUGUAACCCGGUCUGCCCGAAGUCUCUCUGGUUUCCAGCGGGUUGGUGCUUCCUAGAGCUUGAAAUACUGUUGAGAUAGUGGCUGUGCAAGAAUCCACUUUCCUCAGGGGCUUCAGAUAUCGACCGCUGUGACUGACCACGUCAAUUAGAUGCUGAUGCUUGUGGCUAUUCCUUCAUUCUUCACGAAACUGUGAUAGAGCAGCUAUGCCCGUUCAGUUGCUGAAGAUUGUGAAAGAACAAUCUGAGAUUCCACUGCCAAGCCAUUUGCAAAAUGAGGAUUUGAAACACUUGCAAGAAGGCUGUGAUCAUACCAACAAAUAUAUUCAGGGAAUAGUUGUUCUUUCCUACCCAUUAACAAAACUCAGAGAUGGGACAGACUUUUUCAAGAUUGUUCUUCAAGGUUUGGAUGACUUGUGUUCCCGGAUGAACAGCAUCAAUAUUUUAAUAUAUGGAAAAAUGGCAGAGGAUUGUGCAAAAGUUAUACGCCACGGGGACACCUUCAUAGUUGCAGGAUUUAAGGUGAUAAAAUCGCCUACAGCGAGGGAGGAUGGUAGACAUGGUUGUCACCUGGAGGUGUCUGAAGAAGCUGGAUCAGACAUUUAUUGUCUUCAAUGUCAUAAUCAGAUUUACACUAAACCAAGAACAGCUACUGCUUCAGAAACUGCAUUUGUGUCUAUUGCUCCAAAAUAUGUGUAUACUCCCCUGAAUCAACUUAAAGAUGGAACUAUAGUGAAUUUAUAUGGCGUUGUGAAAUUCUUCAAGCCUCCGUAUGUUAGCAAAGGCACUGAUUAUUGCUCAGUUGUAACACUUGUGGACCCAUCAAAUGCGAAGUUAACUUGCACUCUUUUUAAUGGAAAUCCAGAUUCCCUACCAAAAAUUUACAAAGUUGGAGAUAUUGUUCGAUUUCAUAGAAUAAAGAUCAGGGAAUUCAAUGGACAAAUGCAGGGAAUUACCAGUGGGGGAUUUGCAUCCUUGACAUUUGAUGGAACUGUAGGAGCGCCUCUAGUUCCUCGAACUUCUAGCAAAAUGUACACUUUCAUGGAUGAAGAACAUAAAAGAAUAGAAGAACUACGUGUUUGGGCAGCCAGUAAUAUUUCCAUCUCUGGACCAGCAGCAAAACUGUCUAGUGUUCAGCCAAUGCUGUUCUUUGAUCUCACUUGCCAGCUGGUAGGAAAAGCACAAGUGGAUGGAUCUUCUUUUCUUCUAAAGGUAUGGGAUGGUACAAAAUGUCCCUAUCCAACAUGGAGAGUACCUGUGGAAGCAAAAGACAUGGAAGGAGAAAAGGCUCUUCUUCAUCAGCUGAGAAAUCUCACGGUGGACAUUCUAGUCUAUGAUAACCAUGUACAACUGGCAAAAUCGCUUAAGAUUGGAAGUUUUCUGAGAAUUUACAGCAUUCAUGCGAAACAAGCAAGUGCUGACAAUGAAGAUUUCUCGCAUAUAGAAUUUCAUCUUCAUGGUGGGACCUGUUACGGUCGAGGAAUAGGAGUCUUACCAGAAAAUAACCCCGAUGUUAAGGAACUAAAAGCGUUCUUAGGAUCUGUGGAUCUGGCAGACAGUCAGAACAUGGAAAGCAUGUCUUCAGUGGAAUUAGACGAUACUUUUAGCGUUUUUACAGAUUUUGAAUCGUACUUACAGAGAUGUCAGCAGUUAUCUGUUACAGUAUUAACAGAUCAUCAGCAUUUGAAUAACACAGAACUGAAAACCAUUAUGAACAGCACAGCUCCUCAACAGUAUCGCAUUAGAGCAAAGCUGAGAACCUAUAAACCCCAGAAGCUCCAUCAGUCUGUUAAACUCCAUUGUUCUAAAUGCAACUCUCUGCAAGAAGUUCCAGAUGGAGAUGAGUUUGACUUUAUUUUACAACGCUCUGCCAUUACUGCCCCAAACCCAGAAUUGCACAAUACAUCCUGGUAUGAUUCUGUAAUGUGGACUACGGAAGACCAGAAGCAAAGGAAAAUAACUAUCCAUUUCGUAAGGCAUGAUGAAUUGCUUCAACAGCCUGAAAACACCUUGCUUAUGAUAGAAGGUGGAACAUUAAAAGAAAUCUGGAAGCUCACAAAAAGAUUUAAGUGUGUUAUUCCUGUGAGAUCAACAGAGGAUGAUCUGGAAUUAUUAGAUCUUUCAGCUCCUUUUCUUUUACAAGGGAAUGUAAAAUAUUAUGGGUGCAAGCAGUGUUCGGCUCCAAAGCCUAUCAGGAAUCUAAGUUCCUUUGCAGCAGAAGAGCAACCAUCAUGGGAACCAACUGAAAUAGCACAAGUUUUAGGUAUUGAACUUCUCCAGUAUGUUUUUAUUAUGAAGUUUACUCUGGUUGAUGGAACAGGAGCACUAAAUGCAUACCUUUUUGAUUAUGAGAAGUUUUUCCAAAUUCCUGCCUCUGAAAUCUUAACUAGCAAUUUUCUUCAGGAAAAGAUGCAGAUGACCAUGAAUAUGCUCUGUCCUCCAGGAAGAAAAUUAGAUGACUUGCCAUGGCUGGAAUGCUUCAUCAAGUCCUAUAAUGUCAGAGAUGCAACGAAACAUCGAGUUUGUUACCAAAUUUUUGACACUACAGUUGCUGAAGAUGUUAUAUAGUCAUGUGUUGCUAUUAGAAAGUAAGCCAAUGAGGAAUUUUUGGGGGUGGUUGGGAUGUGAGACUGUAUUAAAAGAAAUCUUUGUUCCUUUCUCAGAAAUUCAACCUGUGUAUAUGAAUUUUUAGUUUGUUUAUGAAUGUGAAUGGGAAUUAUGCUUUGAUGUAUUUACUACAGCAUUGUGAUGCGAGAGCAAGUGGAGGUGCUAAGCUUUUCACUGGAAGCUGCUUGGCUCAGGUUGAUGGAAGCAAUCUAGUACCCAUCUAUCCUUCAAAAAGGCAGUCUUGAGGUUACUGUAAAGUGUUGAGUUUUACUCAGAAAUGUUGUCAGAAUUAUGCUUCUUGUUCAUUUUUGUAUAAUGUCAGCAAAGAUAGAAGGAGCUCUUUAGUAAACUCUUUCAGACUACUUUGUGCAAGCCUAUGUUACUGUUCUCAGCCAGUUUGACAGGGAGAUGGUUGGUUUUUAGGGACUUCUUUGAUUUUGCACUGAUGCAUAUAUUUAGACAGAACUCAUCCUCUUAAUAAUACUGAGGUAACUGCUACUUAUACCAGUUGCUGUACAUUCUGAUGGGGUUGUGAGCAUAACCAUGUAAUGAUUAGCACUAAAAUUAAAGUCAAGCCAUGAAAGUAA